This is a messenger RNA of Chiloscyllium plagiosum (whitespotted bambooshark), 1393 nucleotides long. RefSeq names its product interleukin-8-like. Gene Ontology annotation, molecular function: chemokine activity. The record is from RefSeq and is a predicted model, not a curated record. NCBI's taxonomy places the organism in Eukaryota, Metazoa, Chordata, Chondrichthyes, Orectolobiformes, Hemiscylliidae. Gene Ontology annotation, biological process: immune response; defense response; chemotaxis. Gene Ontology annotation, cellular component: extracellular region.
AAUGGCCACCUCUUCAGGUUGUGCAAAAUGAAAGUGGACAAGUCUAAUAAAUAGAGGGUUUCUGGACCAAUCUUCAGUUCGAUUCCACUCAACUGAGAGGUACAGAGACGAUAAAGAGAAGUCCCUUCAGCAGAAAUCUCACCAGUACCCCCCAGGCAUUCAAGAUGAAAAGAGCAGCUAUUCUGACCAUCCUGGUUUUGCUCCUGUGUGCCAUGACUGCGGAGGGGAUUCCAAUCCCAGGAAUCCAGGGACGCUGUAAGUGUAUCCUGACUACCACCAAGCGUUUUGACCCAAACUUUAUUCGCAAUGUAAAGUACAUUCCCAGAGGACCUCACUGCGUGACAACAGAAAUAAUUAUCACCAUGAAAAAUGGGAUGAAAGUUUGCAUGAAUCCUAACACCAAAUGGUUGAAGACUUUCAUUAAAGCCAUAAAAGCUACCAGACUGCAGAAGUGAGGUAAAAGACCCUGACGGAAUGAAACUCAUUUCCACAGACAUAUCGCCUGAACAAUAACGAAUAGUGCAACGAAUAAGCUUUCGGCAGUGUGCUAUGUUACUCAUGUUAAUCUCCUGACAGCUUGUUCUAUUACUUCCUGUUUUUUUGAAAACUUUUCCACCUUUCAAGCCUGUUGCUUUUGCACCUUAGAAUUUUAAAGAUAGAAAUCAAUUAAAAUGUGCAAUCAAAUAAGUUUGUGAGAUUUCUUCACAGGAAGUAAUGUACAUAGUUUACAAAUUGUAUUAUGACUCCAUUCAAUUUAUUUUCCCAUCUCAGUAACAUUUGGAAAGUAAUUUCCAAUUAACUAUCACAUUCCUGAUGAAGGGCUUUUGUCUGAAACGUCGAUUUUCCUGCUCCUCGGAUGCUGCCUGACCUGCUGUGCUUUUCCAGCACCACAUUCUCGACUCUGAUCUCCAGCAUCUGCAGCCCUUGCUUUCUCCUAAAUAAUUAGGUACAAGAGUAACAUGAAAUAUGUUUGUAAAACUGUUGAAAAAUUAAAUAAGUCAGAGUUUUAGUUCCUAUCUUUAAUUGUUUCAAGUAAAGUGAGACAUGGGCAUUAAUGUUUGCAUAACUGUUUUCUCAGUUCCAUUUUGCAUGGAAAUAUUGUUCAAAAUGAACUUGUGCCUUGAUUACACACUACCUCAUAAGCUCUCUAUGUGAGAUUUGAACAUCUGUAGAACCUGAAAUAAUUCUCCUUUAGUAACAUCUAUUAAAAUGGUUUGAAAGGUGUUUCCUGUGACCAUUAAAUUAAUCAACUAAAUAAAGUCGUUCCUUCAUUUCAUUACUUGCAAGUAUGCUAAAAUAUUCCUUCAUUUCAGAACUAUUCUCAAACCAAAUUUUGAUGAAUUUUUCAUUUCCUGCUAACUCUUGUAGCAAGGUAACAAGGUAAAUAUUUUGU